AGAAGAAAAAUGGCGUCUGCAGGCGACCCAGAGCGGGACACCGGCCAUUCACUUUGAGCUUUCCGCCCUAGAAUUGAGGCCGGGGCUUGGUGGGGACUCCCUGGGAAACAUCAUCACAAAUAUUGCCUUUUUUCUCCCCAGUUUUUCUCCGGCGUGCGGGGCUUAUUCGACCUCCGAGAUUGAAGCGGAACAGCAGAGACUCUCUCCUACAAUGAGAGGGAGAAGAGGAAGGCCGCCCAAACAAGCAGCCGCGAUGCGGGAAGGCUCACCCGGGACAGUCCGCGGCUCCCGGGGCGGCAGGAGUAGAGGGAUGCGUGGACGGGGACGGGGCAGGGGACGGGGCCGGGGCCGGGGGGGAAGUGGCGGAGUUUGCGGCACGGGCUCUGCGGAGGUUGACGCAGAAAUCUCCGGCCGAGAGAACUUUCAUUCGUCCCGGGGCCGCAGGAAAGUUGGAGCCUCCAUCGCGGCGGCGGCCGCGGCAUCGCGGGGCAGAGGAGGCAGGGGCAGAGGCAGGGGGUCGAGGGGCGGCCGCGGCAGCAGAGGCGGAGUGAGGCGGCCUCAGACCAAGGUGGUGUACGACGACAACAGCGACGAGGAGGAGGAUAAUUUAAGCUACAGGUCGGACGAAGACGAACUCCUGAACGACAACCCCUCGUCGGAUCUUGAAGAUGAGGAGGCCCUGGGAAACGACUCGGACUAUCUGGAGGAGCCGCCGGAUGAGGAUGAUGCCAGCUACUGCACCGAGAGCAGUUUCAGGAGCCACAGCACGCUCGGGAGCACCCCAGGCCGGAGAAGGAGCCGGGCAGCGCCACCACGGUCUCCCAUCCUUGAGGCAAAGGAUAUUCCUCCGUUGGAGCUUCCCAAGUCUUCUGAGGACCUCUUGAUUCCUACCUCGCAACUCCUCAACGUCUCUGCCGUCUACGAGGUCCUCCGCAACUUUGGAUCCGUGCUCCGACUCUCGCCAUUUCGCUUUGAGGACUUCUGUGCCGCUCUGGCCAGCCAGGAACAGUGUACGCUGCUGGCAGAGACCCACAUCUCCCUGCUCAAAGCUAUUCUCAGGGAGGAGGACACUUCCAACACCACAUUUGGUCCUGCUGAUGUGAAGGACUCCGUUAACUCUACUCUGUAUUUUGUGGAUGGCAUGACCUGGCCGGAGGUGGUGCGUGCGUACUGUGAGAGUGACCCGGAGUACCGGCACAUUCUUCCUUUUCAGGAAAGUGAGGAUUACCCGUAUGAACCAUUGGAGAGCAAAGUUAAAGUUCUUCAGUUUUUGGUGGACCAGUUCCUGGCGACCAACAUUGCCCGAGAGGAGCUAAUGUCAGAAGGGGUGGUCGCCUAUGACGACCACUGCAGGGUAUGCCAUCGUCUUGGCGACCUGCUGUGCUGCGAGACGUGUUCGGCCGUUUAUCAUCUGGAGUGUGUGAAGCCGCCGCUGCAGGAAGUGCCCGAGGAUGAGUGGCAGUGCGAAGUGUGCGUGGCACACAAGGUGCCCGGUGUGGUGGACUGCAUCCCGGAAGUGCAGAAGACCAGACCGUUUAUUCGACAGCUCCCGGUUGGUUAUGACCGACUCCACCGCAAAUACUGGUUCCUCAACCGCCGCAUUGUAGUUGAGGAGGAUGGUGAGCAGGAAGACAAAACCAUCUGGUACUACAGCACCAAGGUCCAGCUGGCAGAGCUCAUAGACAGCCUGGAUAAGGAGUACUGGGAGGCUGACCUAUAUGCAGCCUUGGAAGAGAUAAGGGAUGAGGUGCAUGCACAUAUGGACAUCUCUGAGGACCUAACCAACAAGGCCCGUGGUAGCAACAAGUGUUUCCUCGCCGCUGCCAAUGAGGAAAUCUUGGAGCGGCUGCGUAGCAAGAAAGAGGAGGAGCUGGAGGAGGUGAAAAGACGGGCUGCUGAGGAGGCCCAGAAAGCAGAGCUGGAGAAGGAGGAGGAGGAAGAGGCCAAGCUGAGGAGUGAGGUACAGGAUAGAGGAGAAGAGGAGAAGGCGACAAAAGAAGAAUCCAAGACAGAGAAAAAGGACAGCGUCAAAACUGAAGUCGUUGAAGCUCCACCCACUGACCAAGAAGGCAGUAGUGUCGCCUCAGAGGGACCUUUACCUACAGCAACCUCUGCUCCAACACAAACCUCCACCCUGAGCUCUAGUCUGGCCACUGAGCCUCCAAAGCAGCUGGCCCGCACCAUGGGAUGUUCCCAUACAGAGGUCUCAAACAGCAGCAAAGGAGAACACCAAUUAUCAGAUUCUGUCCCUGUAAGUGGAGAUGGCAUCCCCAGCCUGAGCCAGCCCUCCCAGACCGGUGAGGAGAACAGUAACAGCAGCAUGGGAGGUGGCGUCCCACCGAGGGGCCCUGAACCUCCAGACCUAGCAGACAAGUCCUCCCAGUCAUCCCUGGCAAGCCUUGAAGACACAGGGGACAAUAAAGACUUGGCCAAUGGUGAGGCAACAGGCCUCACUAUUAAGAAGUCUUCAGCCACUCGCAUGGUGACCCGACUGAGGAACCCAGACAGCAAACUGAGUCAGCUUAAGAACCAGCAGGUGGCAGCUGCUGUUCACGAAGCCAACAAGGGCUUCAAAGAGGGCAAAGAGGUACUAGUUGUCAAUGCUCAAGGUGACGUCACCCGUGUCAGCACGCGCAGCAGCAAAGAUGUUGUGAUGAAGGGCACUAGCCAGUACUUCAAGCUGGGCCAGGAGGGCAAGUACCGCGUCUACCAUAACCAGUACAGUGCCAAUGCCGUGGCCCUCAACAAGCAUCAACACAGAGAGGACCACGAUAAAAGGCGGCAUCUCUCCCAUAAAUUCUGCAUGACACCGGCUGGAGAAUUUAAGUGGAACGGUUCCAUUCACGGCUCUAAGGUUCUGACUAUCUCCACACUGAGACUCACCAUCAUUCAGCUGGAGAACAAUGUUCCAGCACCGUUCAUGCACCCUAACUGGGCCUCACACAGGGCCAACUGGAUCAAAGCAGUUCACAUGUGCAGUAAGGCCAGAGAGUUUGCACUGGCUCUGGCCAUCCUGGAGUGUGCCGUCAAACCUGUGGCUAUGCUGCCUCUAUGGAAGGACUCACUGGGCCAUACCAGGUUAAAUCGCAUGACAUCCAUGGAGCGUGAGGAGAAAGAGAAGGUGAAGAAGAGGGAGAAGAAGCUGGAGGAUGAAGAAACAAUGCAACAGGCCACCUGGGUCAAGUAUACAUUCCCAAUCAAACACCAGGUGUGGAAGCAGAAAGGAGAGGAGUAUCGCGUUACGGGCUAUGGGGGCUGGUGUUGGAUCAGUAAGACUUAUGUGCAGCGGUUUGUCCCUAGGCUUCCUGGCAACACCAACGCUAACUACCGCAAAGAACUCGAAGAUGCCAAACUCGGCAAGAAAAGCACUCUGCUGGAUUUGAGUCGACGGCCCAGUGUAACCACACCAGAAGCUCAGGGAAUUGUUGCCUCAAGCAGCGAAACAAAAGCUCAAGAAUCCUCCAGCGUCAGAGCAGACCACCUGACAGAGGAUUUGGAUAUGCAUAAGAGUGAGGAUGAGGAAAAGAAAGAAGUACUAGUUAAAGAAAACACCCAAGAAUUGCCUGUAGACGAAUCGGUAACAAAGAUGGAGGUGGACCCCACAGACUCACCAUCAGAUGAAGUGCAAAGGCCCAGUGUUCAGGAUGACAAGGCUUCCAUGAAGGAGGAGCCAACACGGGGCCUUGAGAGACCCUUCAACUACGAUGUAGUGGAUGUCAGCAAAGGCUUCCUCACCCGCAUUGCUUACAAGAAAAAGGUCAAGGCCUCCAAGUUAGACACCCUGCUGGAGCGCAGGGUGAAGCAGCACAUCAUUGAGGAGAAGCAGAGACUACAGGUGUCUGCCUGCAAAGUACAGACUCCCACACUGGUUUCAGCCACGUCACCCGCUGCUCUCACCACUCCAGUACGACCGCGGUCGCCACUCAGGCCCCAUGCCCUCGCUCAGACACAGCUGGUUAUGGGCAAGGCUGUUAAAACAGAGGAACAACCUUCGCUAUUACCCGCUCCAGGGUCAGGAGACGCUGCAGGGGCGAAUCAGGCUGAAUUCUCAAAAGCUACGAAUGAGAAUGCUGCCGCUCCUCUUUCCUCUGCAGACCUGGACUCCACCGCCAAAGACAGUUGCCUUGCAGGUACCUGUGGCGAUUCGGCUUCAUUACAAAACCAAACCACCUCACUGCCACAGGAAUUAGCGAAAGACUCCUUGGAAAGGACUAAGAGGCCACAAGAGACUAAUUCAGACAGUUGCUCAUUAGAGCAACACACAGCCAGAAUGCCAUCAGAUGGUUCCAAGGCUGCUCAUAUUGAAAAUAUGGGGUCUGAGACACCCAACUUGAAGCUGGAUCCUAUAAGGACAUCUCCAUGUGAUCGAAACACAUCCGCUCCCGAACCCCCUCAGCAUAACUCAGAAACUUUAAGCUCGAUGCAUUCCUGCCCUGAGGAAAAUGGCAUGGAGUCAAAUGGGAACCAAGAGCACGUGCAAGGUGAAACUCCCAAGUUAGUUCCUCCUCUCCAUGUAAACGGUAAUGAUGGUUUAGGGAGUGAACGCUUAUUGACUAACUCUGUAACAAGCUCAGAUAAUGGUGUGCUCUCUAACAGCCUCCAACUCAAAGUGAACAGCACUGGUAAAGUUGAUGAGCAAGGACAGGCGGGCAGUGUGCAGCCAAAGCCCUUAGUAAACGGAGACGUGGCCCCUUUAAAUGACAGCAUAGAGCUUGGGCUAAAGGAACCUUCGAAAACGGAGGUAGAGGGUAAAAUAUUAAAAAUGGACCAGGACUACAAACCUCCUGUGAAGAUAACAAGGCUGGACAACAACAUAGAUGCACUUGGAGCCAAAACUGAGAGCAAAAUACAGCACAACAACAAAUCAUUUCAGUUUGUGGAGAUGAAAUCUAAUCCUGUAGUUAAGAUCAUCCGAAUGGCUCCUUCCCCCAUACCAUCGGCAGAGGAGUCCAGUCUGAGCGAUGACUUUCCAGAGGACAAUAGCAACAGUGGGGCGACGGAACCGCCUAAGACCAUAGUCACCCAGAUAACCUCAACCGUCACUACCACAACAGUAGUUUCCACAGAGACGACAGUAGCUAACAUGCCUCAGAAAAUAAGUGGAGGCAUAGUUUCAACAAGCGAAAGCAGCACCAUGUCCACUUUUACAACCAUGACCAAAACUACUGUGACCAAAACCUCUCCCUCUGGGCCCAAUGGUCAGUCACAAGACAGGCAGGAUAAAACCGUGACCCAAGAACAAAAGACAACACUCUCAGCCCGUAUCUGUAAGUCCACAACGGAUACCAGCGGUAACACAUCUGUGAAAUCUGUUAGCGUGAGCCGCGAGAACUCGUCCACCAAGGGCCGCAUUCGUCUGCUCAAGUUCUCUCACACCAAGAAGACGCGCUCAGACACAGCUCUUCCUUCUUACUGCAAGUUUGUCACCAAGAGCAACCGUAAGAGCAUUUUUGUGCUGCCUCACGAUGACUUGAAGGUGCUGGCGAGGCGAGGCGGGCUCCGCGAGGUGCAGGUCUUCAGUUAUAAUGCCAAACCAGCCCAGGACAUCUGGCCCUAUCCUUCACCCAGGCCCACGUUUGGGAUCACCUGGAGAUAUCGUCUGCAAACUGUGAAGUCCCUAGCAGGGGUGAGCCUCAUGCUGAGGCUCCUGUGGGCCUGUCUGAGAUGGGACGACAUGGCGGUCAAACCGUCUUCUGCCGUUGGAACCACCCGUACAGCCCUAUCCCCACUCAUUGCUACAGAGACAUCGGAUACUGAAAUCACCACCACAGAGAUCAUCAAGCGUCGCGACGUGGGACCCUAUGGCCUUCGCUCAGAGUACUGCAUCCGCAAAAUCAUCUGCCCGCUCGGAGUGCCUGAGACUCCCAAAGAAACCCACACUCCUCAGAGGAAGGGGUUGCGCUCCAGUGCCUUGCGCCCCAAGAAACCUGAGCCUGCCAAGCAAACAGGGCCUGUGGUGAUUGAGACAUGGGUACCUGAGGAGGAGCUGGACCUCUGGGAGAUCAGAGCCUUCUCUGAAAGGGUGGAAAAAGAGAAGGCCCAGGCAGCAGAGCAGGCCAAGAAGCGUUUGGAGCAGAAACCAGGCUCAGUCACAGCUACUCCAGCAGGCACGCCCACAGCGCCUGUCUCCACACCCAAAGUCAUUGUUGGUUCACUGUCAGGCCAGGGAGCCGCUAACACCAAAGUGGUGCUGUCCACCAAGAUGGGGACCCCCGUUACAUUCCAGCAGAACAAGAACUUCCAGCAGUCUUUUGCAACUUGGGUCAAACAGGGUCAAGGCACGCAAGGCGCAGGGACAGAGACCACCGUGGCCACGUCUGGUGGACACACUUUACAGAUAACAGGAACCUCGGUGGGUGGGAAGGUAGUGACCACCAAGCUGCCGCUGCCCGCCAACAGUAAGAUCGUCACAGUCAACGUGCCAACUUCACAAGGAGGAGUGGUUCAGCAGAAAGUGUUGGGUAUCAUCCCGUCCACCACAGCGGGUGGCACCCAGACUUAUACCACAUUCCAACCCCGCACUACCACCCUUAACAUCAGGCCCAAUACCCCAGGUGCCCAGCAGCAGGUUCUGGCAGCUGGUCAGAUUCGUCCUAUGGCAGUGAUUCGGACCCCAAUCCAACAGUCAGGACCCAUGGGAAAGACUGUAAUUCGAACACCUCUUAUGGUUCAGCAAGGUCAGAGUGGACAGCAGGUAGUGACUCAGAUUAUCCGUGGCCAGGCAGUUUCCACAGCAAUAUCCGGCGCCAGUCCCGUCGCCACGGUAUCUGGCCAGGGAGCAGCCAGUCCUACCCCAGCUGGACAGGCCGCGGGCCAAACACCACCCGGCACCCCGCGGGCACAAGGACAAGGCCAGGUUAAGCUCACCCUGGCACAGCUCAGCCAGCUCACACAGAAGCAGCAGGCUGUGUCAGGCGUGGAUCGUCAGGCCGGCGUCGGUGGCACCCAGCAGCCUCUCACGGUGAUGGUUCAGGGCCAGGGCCAAACCACAGGUCAGCUGCAGAUCAUACCUCAGGGCGUCACGGUCAUCCCAGGACCUGGUCAGCAGCUCAUGCAGGCAGCAUUGCCCAAUGGUCAGGUGCAGCGCUUCCUCUUCACCCCACUGGCCCCAGCCGCUACGCCUACAUCAAGCACAGCAACCACUGUUCCUGGUCAGCCCAACGCCACCUCCACCAAAACCCCAGCCCAGCCUGCCCAACAGGCUGCCGCCCCCGUGCAGGCGGGGGCUCCGUCGUUGGCCGCCACGACUAGUCCCACUUCGGCCACCCCACAGGGCCAGUUGCCCCCACAGACGCAGGCGCACAUGCCCAUCCAGUCUCCCACAUCGCUGCAGGUGAAAACACAGGGAGGAACCGCCCAGCUGCAGCUGCAGCAGACGCCGCAGCUCAUCAGUAUGUCUGGAUUGCAGCAGCAGGUGCAGGUGUUGGCCCAGCUGCAGGCACAGCAGGGUGGAGGCUCUCUGCCACAGCACAUCAAACUCCAGCUCCCCAUCCAGAUACAACAGUCCGGGACCACCUCCGCUCAGGGAGGACAGAUUGGGAACGUGGUGACCAUUCAGACAGCUUCUGUCCAGGAGCAGCUGCAGAGGAUCCAACAGCUCAGAGAACAGCAACAGCAGAAGAAGAGGCAAGCUGCAGAGGCCAAGAGGGAGCAGGCCCUCAGCGCAGCCAGCCAGAGCGACAUCAUUCAGAAGCAGGUUGUGAUGAAACAGAACGCUGUGAUCGAACACCUGAAACAAAAGAAGACCAUGACGCCUGCAGAAAGAGAAGAGAACCAGAGAAUGAUCGUAUGCAACCAGGUGAUGAAGUACAUCCUGGACCGGAUCGACAAGGAUGAGAGGCAGGCAGCCAAGAAGAAGAAGAAGGAGGAAGUGGUGGAGGCAAAGAGGAGGUUGGCCAAUGCCAGCAAGCUCUCCUCGCUACUGUACCGGCACAAAGAGACCCUUAAGAUGGAGAUUCUGAAGAAGCGGGCACUUCUGGACAAAGAACUACAGCUAGAGGCUCAGGAGGAGCUGAAGAGGGAUCUGUUGCGAAUGAGGAGGGAGAAGGAGAGGGCUCAGGCCGCAGCCCUCCAAGCCGCCCAGGCCGCAGCCGCUGCAGCCCACAACCAGCAGCAACACACUCUAGCACACACACACGGCCCCGCUCACCUCACCACAGCCCUCGGCUCUGCACACAAGAGGAAACGGGACGAGGAGAGCGAGCCGGUGACAUCACCCAAAUCCAAGAAGAAGAAGAUGAUUUCUACAACAAGCACAAAGGAGAGCAAGAAGGACACAAAGCUCUACUGCGUCUGCAAGACGCCUUAUGAUGAGACCAAGUUCUACAUUGGCUGCGACCUGUGUACCAACUGGUAUCAUGGAGACUGUGUAGGUAUCACAGAAAAGGAGGCCAAGAAAAUGGACGACUACAUCUGUGUGGAGUGUAAGCGGGGCCAGGAGAGCAGCAACGAGGAGCUGUACUGCAUCUGCCAGACGCCCUACGAUGAGUCCCAGUUCUACAUUGGCUGCGAUCGGUGUCAGAACUGGUACCACGGCCGCUGUGUGGGGAUCCUGCAGAGCGAGGCCAACCACAUUGACGAAUACGUGUGUCCACAGUGUCAGUCGACGGAGGACGCCAUGACGGUGUUCACGCCGCUCACUGACAAGGACUAUGAGGGCCUUCGAAGAACCCUGCGCUCCUUACAGGCGCAUAAAAUGGCGUGGCCAUUCUUGGAGCCUGUGGACACCAAUGAUGCCCCCGACUACUACAGAGUCAUCAAGGAACCAAUGGACCUUUCCACCAUGGAGGAGAGGUUGCAGAAGCGCGAGUAUGUGAAGCUCACAGAGUUCGUAGCAGACAUGACCAAAAUCUUCGAUAAUUGCCGCUACUACAACCCCAGUGACUCGCCCUUCUACCAGUGUGCCGAGGUUCUGGAGAACUUCUUUGUCCAGAAGCUCAAAAGCUUCAAAGCCAGCAGGUCUCAUAACAACAAACUACAAUCAGCAGCCUCUUAGCUCCUUCCUAAAAAAAAAAACAAGUCAGAAAGACACUCAAGAAGCUGUGAGGUUUCCUUUGAAUAACUAAUCCCCUGUGGUCCAAGUGGGGCUGAUCCUGAGCCUUCUCUAGAGGGAGCCUGGUUUGGACUGGAGUCAAAGCACCCAGCAUCAAACACGGUGUUGCAAAGGAAAGAAGUGAACUGAAAGCCCAUCCGACCAGGCGCUUCUGCGUGGCCGCGGGUUUCAUCUCAUCUGCCUCUGCCUGUGCAGCUCCACCCUGAGAAGAUCCAGACGGGACAACAAGACGAUGAAGCUCAUGAGGUGACUUUGGAUCUUCAGAGAAGCUCAGAUCCACUGGCAGCAGCAGACUUCAUUCUAUAGCUGGCCUUCGUGUAGCCCAUGGAGCAAAGCAUCCCUGUCCCUCCACCUGUAUUUCACAUUUAGGUUCAUCCAUUCACAGGGUAAAAUUCAGCGUGACUGUGUAGUGAAACUGUAACCGUACAGUGUAGGACCUCAAUCGUCCUAUGUAACGACUGGAUGCGUGAAAGCUGCGUUAUGAUGAUCCUGUAGCUAUUAACUUAAUAGGAGUCUCAGUCAUGUUGUUGCUGCUGCAUAUGGGUGUAGACGGAACUUCAGUAGGUCAAGAGGUUGUCAUUUCAGGCCGUCCCACCCACCGCAUCCGAGUGGACGAUGCCGUCAGAGCUGUAAACUGGACGUAAUGUGUUCGGUCCACAGGGACGGGGAAGCGAGGCCCGAGUCUGUCCCGUCCGUCUGUGGCCCAGUAUCGACCGUACCCUUAUCUCGCAGCCACUUCUUCCAGCAUAUUUCAUUGAUGUUGACAGGUUGGCUCACAUAUGUCUCUCAACUCGCCCUCAACGCAUGGUUAAGUAAUUCGAUAAUGGGCUUUUCCACUCGGCAUCGACUCAGUUACGUUGUGGUCUGCGGCAGCAAGUCUGGCUGUAAGCGAUGGGCGGUGACUGGGAGUCUUUGUAUUGUUUGUACGAAACUUUUAUAGCAGCAUUUUUGGCAUAUUUGGGGACAUUUUUGUAAUCUGUAAUCUUUUUUUUGUAGUCAUAAAAUCAUAAAACGGAUAAAUUCAUAGUUUGGCCAACGUUUCAGUUUCAACUCGUCCUUUUCUUUAAGAGUUGAGAGAUAAUGUAGCUUCUGUCGUCGUUCCUGUGUCUGUGUCAUCCAAUGUUUGUAAUCUCUUGUAAAAUAUUGCUGUUCAUAUAUAUGUAGAGAUAAAAGAUUUGUAGAGUAGUAGAAACUUUUAUUUUUACUCUUUGAACCAGCAACUAAGCCCGUCUGUAUAUUUUAACCGUCUAUUUUUCCUCUUUCAUUUAGGUGAAAUUACCCUUUAUAUUAAAAGCGCUGCAUAUUGUGGGCAUAACGGAUUUGAACGGGGUAGAGUGGCACCACAACUCUUGUAAAAAGUUUUUUUUUCUUGAAAACAAAAAACAGGUUCAGCAUAACUUUGACACUGCAUUUCUUGUAUAAUUUAUUCAUAUCAAGGAAAAGUUCUCAGUUUUUUGAGUAAUGUUGAAUAAAUGUAACUCCAGAUUUAAACAAAAAGUGCUCUAUGUUUUUAACCAGUUGUGGCAACUCUGAAGAGAUUCUCUUUUGUACUUGAUAGGACAUUUCAUCCUAGCUAAUAAAGUAAUGUUUUUGACACCA
This is a messenger RNA of Betta splendens (Siamese fighting fish), 10651 nucleotides long. Its product is annotated as nucleosome-remodeling factor subunit BPTF. Gene Ontology annotation, biological process: regulation of transcription by RNA polymerase II. Gene Ontology annotation, molecular function: zinc ion binding; RNA polymerase II cis-regulatory region sequence-specific DNA binding. The transcript has 36 exons. Gene Ontology annotation, cellular component: NURF complex. The record is from RefSeq and is a predicted model, not a curated record. Bases 212 to 8995 code for a protein of 2927 amino acids. Lineage: Eukaryota; Metazoa; Chordata; Actinopteri; Anabantiformes; Osphronemidae.